Molecule: messenger RNA, 1161 nt
Organism: Labrus bergylta (ballan wrasse)
Lineage: Eukaryota; Metazoa; Chordata; Actinopteri; Labriformes; Labridae
Gene: uox
Product: urate oxidase
Biological process (GO): purine nucleobase catabolic process; urate catabolic process
Cellular component (GO): peroxisome
Molecular function (GO): urate oxidase activity
Source: RefSeq, a predicted model, not a curated record
GACACUUUUCGCUGGAGACUCUGCAGGGACUGAGGACAGACUGUCAGCAGGUAAAGGACGAAAAGGAUGGCAACUGCUUCAGAUCAGAAUGUGGAGUUUGUGCGAACGGGCUACGGCAAGAACACUGUAAAGGUGCUGGUGAUCAAGAGACAAGGGAGCCACCACUACAUCAUCGAGCUGAAAGCAGACGUGGAGCUCACACUCAAGACACGCAAGGAUUAUUUACACGGAGACAACUCAGACAUCAUCCCCACCGACACCAUCAAGAACACUGUGCAUGCUCUGGCCAAGCUGAAGGGGGUGAAGACCAUCGAGCAGUUUUCUCUGGACAUCUGUAAUCAUUUCCUGACCUCUUUCAACCAUGUGCUGAGGGCCAGUGUUCACAUGGAGGAGGCUCCGUGGAGGAGGUUGGAGAAGAAUGGAGUCGAGCACGCUCAUGCAUUCAUCCUCAGCCCAGAUGCUCUUCGCUUCUGUGAUGUUGAACAGAAUCUGAAUGGCGUGCCCGUGGUUCACAGCGGGGUGAAGAGCAUGACGGUGUUGAAAACCACCCAGUCUGGUUUUGUUGGUUUCCUGCGAGACCGCUUCACUACCCUGCAAGAGGCAAAAGACAGAUGUUUCUGCACUUCUGUCUACGCUAGGUGGCGCUACAACACGGUUCAGGGUGUCGACUUCGAUGCUGCAUGGAAAUGUGUGAAGGAGACUAUCAUCGAGAAGUUUGCUGGCCCCUAUGAUAAGGGAGAGUUCUCCCCCUCUGUACAGAAGACCCUUUAUGAAACGCAGCGCCUGGUCCUGGAUAGAGUUCUUGAGGUGGAUGAAAUAGAGAUUGUCAUGCCAAACCAGCAUUACUUCACCAUAGACAUGACAAAAAUGGGCCUCAGCAACAAAGAUGAAGUGCUUCUUGCGCUGGACAAUCCAUCAGGCAACAUCACAGGGACAGUACGCAGGAAGCCACAAGCCAAGCUGUGAAGUCCCCGACACAAAGCACUGCUACUGCACAAAUCAAUCUGAACAAACUGAUUCAACGGAAAAAGCAAAAGUGACAUGGUCAUGUCGAUCAGAUCAAGUUAUGGGAACAAAAAUCCCCUCUUAAUUAUUCUGCCAGAAUUACGUCUACUCAAAUGUUAUAACCAUGUAGUGUGAAUAAAAGCUGAGAUAUAGGGA